AUGGAAAUUAAAGUUGAAUAUCCUUGGAAGCCAAAGGUAUGCCAUGCUUGCAAAGGCUUUGGACACUCUAUAACAUCUUGUUCCAAAGCAUCGCCCCAGCAGAGAGUACCUUCUCAGCAGGCUGCACCUCCCCAACAGGCAGCACCUAAGGAGACUUGGCAAACUGUUAAAAGCCAUAAGACAGCAAAAGAGGGGAAUUGGAAGGGGAAAGAAGUGGUCUCAUUCCCUCAAGUGGUUGAUCAAAAUCCUAUAAAUCCUCAUGCAACAAGCAAUCUGCCAUCUAGUAGUAGCCACUCCAAACCCACUAGUGAUACUCAUGUUAAUGAUACUAACUUUGUUGAAGCUGUCCCAAUUGAUACUCAGAUCCUACAAACCAAACAACAAGUCUCUUGCCCUGAAGUGGGCAAAGAAGUCCUUGAAGUCAUGCCAGCUUUCAAGGAUCUAACCAAACCCCAAAGUGAGAACGUUACCAUAAGGGUCCAAGCCUCUAAGAUGGAGCUUGACAAAUGUCAAAGGCUUUUAGGGUAUUUUCCUAUGGAUGCAGCCCUGAGAUUUCUUGAGAAGCAACUCCUCCAGGAUUAUAUUAUUGCAGCAAAAAAUGAGGAAUCCUUUCUGAGGCAAAAGUCAAGAGUUCAGUAG
Molecule: messenger RNA, 639 nt
Organism: Ilex paraguariensis (yerba mate)
Lineage: Eukaryota; Viridiplantae; Streptophyta; Magnoliopsida; Aquifoliales; Aquifoliaceae
Source: the annotation of a GenBank genome assembly